AUGCUGGACACUGUCACCGGUCGCUCGAUGGGCUUCGGCUUCGUCCGCUUCACCGACGAGCAAGAUAGCCAGCGUGCCCUUGUAGAGAUGCAGGGAGUUACCAUCACCUCCCGCUCUGGCCAGGGCAGGCCCCCUUCCCGGCUUUCCAACUAUACCCGCCACUGCACUCUACCCUCACCAAGCUCCGCACUGGACCCAAACAAUACGACCGUCUUUGUCGGCGGAUUGUCCAGCCUCAUCUCGGAGGACACCCUCAAGACAUUCUUCGCUCCCUUUGGCGCCAUUGCCUACGUCAAGAUCCCGCCUGGAAAGGGGUGUGGAUUCGUCUCCUUCUUGCGCAAGAUCGACGCAGAGAGGGCUAUUGAGCGUAUGCAGGGUUUCCCUGUUGGUGGUUGUAGAAUCCGGCUGAGCUGGGGCAGAAGUCAGGGCGAGAAGAGCCAGCAUCAGGCGCAAGUGCAGAUGAACAAU
Molecule: messenger RNA, 468 nt
Organism: Jaminaea rosea
Lineage: Eukaryota; Fungi; Basidiomycota; Exobasidiomycetes; Microstromatales
Product: RNA-binding domain-containing protein
Exons: 3
Molecular function (GO): RNA binding
Source: RefSeq, a predicted model, not a curated record